Penicillium maclennaniae is the source of this 360-nucleotide messenger RNA. RefSeq lists its product as uncharacterized. The coding region runs from base 1 to 360 and encodes 119 amino acids. NCBI's taxonomy places the organism in Eukaryota, Fungi, Ascomycota, Eurotiomycetes, Eurotiales, Aspergillaceae. The record is from RefSeq and is a predicted model, not a curated record. The transcript has 2 exons.
AUGAACCUUGGCCAGAUCGUCGGUCGACCGGGGCUAGGGUAUUUCAGUGACGUGGUUGCAAGGAUGAAAAUGGCAUCGUUCGCUACGUGUCUAAUGGUCGGAUUGAAAUAUCUGUCGUCUUUCAUGACAUUCAUUUGGCUAUUUUGCGUGGCCCCUGCAACAGAUAAGUUCAACACUAAGAAGGAUUUGCAAAGUAAAUUGCCCAGUACUAAUUCUAUUCUCUUAGUUGGCGAACCAAUCGGUCUGAAACUUCGAACUACGGGAAAUACGAGUAUCGACACGUUCAGCUCUUCACUGGACUCAUGUAUAUUGCUGCCACUGUCUGCGUUAUCUAUCUCCGCCAGUGGAAGCUAUCGUUAG